Molecule: messenger RNA, 1808 nt
Organism: Siniperca chuatsi (mandarin fish)
Lineage: Eukaryota; Metazoa; Chordata; Actinopteri; Centrarchiformes; Sinipercidae
Product: myelin-associated glycoprotein-like
Source: RefSeq, a predicted model, not a curated record
GCUGCUCUCACCCUCGCACCACACAAAAAACAAAGGGGACUCUUUUGUAGUUUUGCCUGCAGUGCUUUCUGUUGCCUCUACAGUUAAUGUCUUAAUGAACUGAACUCCAGGAUAGCAGACACAAACAGCUGUGAUCAACUGCAAAAUCAGUGUAUUACACCAAUAAACCUCAGAGAAGUAUGGACAAACAGAGAAAGAUGAUGACUUUCUGUCUGCUCUUGGCAGCUAUUAGCAGCCCCGUGCUUAGUGGAGAAUGGAAGGCCAAUGUUGUAAAAACCCUUGACGCCCUGGUUACAUCCUGCAUUGUGGUACCCUGUUCAUUCACCCAUCCUAAAGAACGCCUGCCCACCUCCAAACUCAGAGGGAUCUGGCAUAAGUCAAGAAAUCGAGAUCAACGCAUCUAUAGCGAUGAUCAAACGCAAGUCUUGGAAAACUUUAGGGGCCGCACACGGUUGUUGGGACGUCUGGGUGACAACAACUGCACCUUAGAAAUUACUGAAAUUAAAGAUCAUGAUAAUGGCCCUUUCUGUUUCCGGAUUGAACUAGCACGAACAGAGACUGAUACAUCCACCGUUGACAAGUUCUCCUUUCUUGAAGAUUGUGUUGAGUUCAGAAUGCUCUCUGAUCCUCAACCUACACUGAUUCACCCCAAGACAGCCAUUCAAGAUCAUCCCUACACUGUCGUCUGUUCAGUCACCCAUACCUGCCCCUCGCAUGUGCCUAAACUCACAUGGAGUAGGGGCACCGCAGACACUGAGGUCCACAGAGAAAUUAGUUUAGGCUUGUGGGAGACACAGUCCAUCCUGACGUUCAUUCCUGAGGAGAAGGAUGACCACAGUGAGGUCACCUGCACAUCACAAUUUAAUGGACACAAGACGUCCUCUUCAACACUGAAACUCUAUGUAAAACGUACAGAAAACUAUAACUACAUCAUCAUUCCCACAGUAGUGGGGAUUGGUAUCGCUGUGAUCUUUGCAGUCUUCUGCAUUUUCAUGGUGAAAAAAUACAAGAAUCAGAUCGCAGAGCUCCAAAGACAAGAAGGCAGUGUGUGGAACCGGAUUUCCAGACUGUCUCGCAGGAACAGAGUCUGAAGAUAAUCAAAGGAAACCAGAAGAAGUCUGCUGUCUAUUGCUGUCUGCAAAAGUGCUGCCUUUAAAAUUUCCCUAUAAUAAUACCGUUUAAAAAAAAAUGAAAUGAAGUCAAGUCUAAAAUCAUUUACUGGAGGGUUGAAUCUAUUUGUUUGACAAGCUUGCUUUCAUGUUAUUCACAUAUUAACUUCAGAGAAAUGCCAUUACAAAACAGCAACUUAGAACACAAAAUAUAUAUAAAAUUAUGUUAACAAAGCUUAAAUGUUUUAGCAUGUUUUUCCUGAAAAGCAACAUUAUGUACUGUCAACUGAUUUAGUCAGUGUAGAAAUGGCUAAUUAUCAUUCCUUCCUAUUCACUUUGGUUUGUUCUGUCACAAGUUUAGUUUAUGAGGAGAAAAUAAACUUUUUAGUUGUAAAACUCCUAUUCUUUAUUCACCAUCCACUGGCAUGUGAUAUUAGAGGCACUGUGUUAGGUUUUCUCAGCUGUAAAUUAUAGCCAGUGGUGACAGUGUGCUCGCUUGUGUGAAUAUGUGAUUUCUGCUAAUAACAUUAACUGAACUUUUAUAAACCUCAGUACCAAAUCUAAAAGUGUUUUAAUCUCAAUUUGAAGAGAAAUAUGUCAAAACUGUUUCAGUACCAAAAAGAUCUCAUUUAAAUGUACUAAUGACUUCCUGUUGUCUGAACAGAUGCAUCAUAUAAACAUUUUUCUUUGAACAUUCAA